UCGACAGGCAGUCAUCGGCUAUCGAUAACUGCAGUACGCAGCAAGAAAAAAAACACACACGUCACAACACUUUUGCCGCAGUCCCACGCAUCGAGAGCGAUUAAGUCAAAAUGGCCAAACAAGUGGAUGAUUUCCCGGGCAGCAAGCUGCACUUCUACCAGAAGCUGGCCCUGGGCAUUAUCCUGGGAAUCGUGCUCCUCUCCCUGCCGGCAUUAUGCGCCGGCCAGGGCAAUCCCAGUUUCAAAUACUCGCGGGAAGCCAAUGAAAACUUUGAUCCAAAGAAGGCUCCGCCGGCAGUGCACGAUCAUCAUGACCACGAUCAUCAUCACGAUCAUGAUCAUCAUCAUCACGAUCAUCAUCAUGAUAACGACCACGACCAUGGACAUCAUCAUCAUCACCGCGAAGAGCGCCAUGCAAAGCCGGCAUUGGAUAUGGGCACCAUUUGGCUGCACUCGAUUGGAUCCACUCUGCUUAUCAGCGCCGCGCCCUUCGUUCUGCUUUACAUCAUUCCGCUCGACAACAGCGAGGCGAUGAAACCGCGCCUCAAGGUUCUGCUGGCGUUUGCCUCCGGCGGCUUGCUGGGCGAUGCCUUCCUGCACUUGAUUCCACAUGCCACGCACCCGCACAGCCACGGAGAGCACGACCAUGAUCACGAUCACGGACAUGAUCAUCAUCACGGAGAAGAGGAGCAUGGACACGCGCACAGUCACGACAUGAGCGUCGGCCUGUGGGUGCUGGGCGGCAUUAUUGCCUUCUUGUCCGUGGAGAAACUAGUGCGCAUCCUAAAGGGAGGCCAGGGAGGACAUGGGCACAGCCACGGUUCUCCGAAGCCCAAUCCAGUGCCCGUUAACAAGAAGGCGAACAAGGACGGCGGGGAUGGGGAUAAAGCGGCUGCCAAGCAGACCAGCAGCAAGCCAAAGGCCAAGAAACAGGAAGCCGAGCCCGAGGGCGAAGUGGAGAUCUCUGGCUACUUGAACCUGGCCGCCGACUUUGCCCACAACUUCACCGACGGCCUGGCCAUCGGUGCCUCCUACUUGGCUGGCAAUAGCAUUGGUAUUGUGACCACCAUCACCAUCCUGCUGCACGAGGUGCCGCACGAGAUUGGCGAUUUCGCCAUCCUGAUCAAGUCGGGCUGCUCGCGGCGCAAGGCGAUGCUGCUGCAGCUGGUCACAGCCCUUGGUGCGAUUGCGGGCACAGCGCUGGCACUUUUGGGAGCCGGCAGCGGUGACGGUUCGGCGCCUUGGGUGCUGCCCUUCACAGCCGGUGGUUUCAUUUACAUAGCCACAGUCAGUGUCCUGCCGGAGCUGCUGGAGGAGUCCACGAAGCUGAAGCAGUCGCUGAAGGAGAUAUUCGCCCUGCUCACCGGCGUGGCCCUGAUGAUUGUCAUUGCCAAGUUCGAGUAGAGCGUGGUUCCUCCAAAACAAACUUAAAAAUGUUAAGCAGGUCUUCAGAUUCUCCCUUCUGCGAUGCCUUGAAACAACCUUUACAUUCUCCCAGUUCGCAAGGAUCGGAGGAAACUUACUUGUCGAAAUGGAAUCAUGCUGGCAUUAGUUGUUAAGCCGUCAACAUUUGCACUUUACUUUGUAAUUAAAUGUUUUUAAAUAGUCGAAACAAUACAGUGUGGAAGCUA
Drosophila kikkawai is the source of this 1630-nucleotide messenger RNA. It is a transcript of the gene Catsup, whose product is annotated as Catecholamines up. NCBI's taxonomy places the organism in Eukaryota, Metazoa, Arthropoda, Insecta, Diptera, Drosophilidae. Gene Ontology annotation, cellular component: membrane. Gene Ontology annotation, molecular function: zinc ion transmembrane transporter activity. Gene Ontology annotation, biological process: zinc ion transmembrane transport; intracellular zinc ion homeostasis. The record is from RefSeq and is a predicted model, not a curated record.